AGGAAGGUGAGGUGAAAGUGUCCAUUGAGGAAUAUGAAAAAAGUGAACGAUUGGAUUUGGAGGAUAAUGAGCCUGAAUAUGAACCUGAAGAAUAUGGUGGUGACGAUUAUGAUGAGAAGGACAUCGAACAGGAGGAUGUUUAUGAUGAGGUAGAUGAAGUAGAGGAAGAAGUUGAUGAGGGGAAUGUAGCUGAAGAGGAAGAGGGUGAUAUGGUUGAGGAGGAAUGGAAGACGUACGUGACGAUCUUGAGGGAGCAUGGUGAGAUGGUUGAUGCAGAUGAAGAAGAACACCAUAAAGUUUUUAAAGAGAGGCGCAAGCGGAAGGAGUUUGAAGUUUUUGUGGGGGGCUUGGACAAGGAUGCUACUGAGGAGGAUCUUAGAAAAGUCUUCAGUGUCAUUGGUGAUGUUACUGAAGUCAGACUUAUGAUGAAUCCUCAGACUAAGAAGAAUAAGGGGUUUGCAUUCCUGCGUUUUGCAACUGUGGAACAGGCAAAACGAGCUUGUACCGAGCUGAAAAACCCAGUGGUUAAUGGGAAACAAUGCGGUGUUACUCCAAGUCAAGACAGUGACACCCUGUUUUUGGGUAAUGUAUGCAGGACAUGGACAAAGGAAGCUUUGAAAGAGAAGUUGAAGCAUUAUGGAGUUGAGAAUAUCGAGGAUUUGACAUUGGUUGAAGAUGGUAAUAAUGAAGGAAUGAAUCGGGGCUUUGCUUUCUUGGAAUUCUCUUCUCGUUCAGAUGCUAUGGACGCUUUUAAGCGUCUGCAGAAGAGAGAGGUCGUUUUUGGAGUUGAUAGGCCUGCUAAGGUUUCUUUUGCAGAUUCCUUCAUUGACCCAGGUGAUGAGAUCAUGGCUCAGGUUAAAACUGUUUUUGUGGAUGGUCUCCCCGCUCCAUGGGAUGAGGAUCGCGUACGGGGGCUUCUCAAGAAAUAUGGGCACAUUGAAAAGAUUGAGCUUGCUCGUAACAUGCCAUCUGCCAAGAGAAAGGAUUUUGGAUUUGUCACAUUUGAUACCCAUGAUGCUGCAGUGACGUGUGCUAAAUGCAUUAAUAAUGAAGAAUUGGGAGAAGGAAACAAUAAGGCGAAAGUCAGGGCCCGGCUAUCAAGACCACUACAGAGAGGCAAAGGUAAACAUGUUGCUCGUGGAGAUUUCCGUCCUGGGCAUGGAGCUGCACGAGUUGCUAGGGGUCCAUGGAGUCGUCCAGUUCCACAUAAUUUCCCCGUCCGAGGGGCAAGGGGAUUUGGAGGACGCAUGCCCCCUGCUGUUGAUCGUGGUUUGAAGAGGCCUGUUGGAUUUAGGGAUCGACGACCAGUUAUGGCUAUGCCUCCAAGGGGUAGGCCACUGGCUCCUUUGUCAAGGUCAUAUGACAGAAGACCCCCCCCUGUCCCUUCAUACCCCAAGAGUAUCAUGAAGAGGGACUAUGGCCGGCAAGAGGAGCUUCUUCCAAGGAGCAGAGCUGCUGCAGAAUAUGGUUCUAGAGUUGCCUCAGAGAAACGUACAUCAUAUAGAGAUGACUAUUCCUCCCGUGGAUCUGUCUAUCCUGAUUUGCCCAGAGGUACAUCCCGCCCUGCAGCUAGGAGAGCAGCUUAUGUUGAUGAUGGCUAUGAGCAAAGGUUUGAAAGGCCUCCUCCAAGUUAUCGUGAGGGACGUGGGCGUGAUUAUGAUUCAAUUUCUGGGUCAAAACGUUCGUACACUGCAAUGGAGUACGGCAAUCACGUGCUCGUUUGGAUUAUGAACUUGGUGGUAGUGCUUCUCAGUAUGGGGAUACUUACAGUGAUAGACUUGGGAGAUCUAAUCUAGGAUAUGGUAGCAGCAGCAGAAAUUCCAUCUCCAGUCAGGAUUCACAUGGGCUUUAUAGCAGCAGCAGCAGCAGUCGUCAGGGUAUGGGUUAUGCUGGAGGUUCUUAUGGUGGCAGUGAUGCUGGUAGGAUGUACUCAUCAAGCUUUGGUGGUGAUUACAUGUCUCGUGGGGGUGAUGUUGGUGGUAGCUCUUACUCAUCGCUAUAUUCUGGCCGUGGUUUGGGUGGUAGUAGUUACAUGGGAAGUGGUGGUUCUGGAUCAUAUUAUUGAGGUACGCCAUAAUGUUGUUCUAUGCUAUGUGAUUGAUAAGGUAUGAGAGUUUGAGUAUUUGUGUGCUUUAGUUGUCUUUUGUUUAGGAUCAUGGUUGCAGAAGACUGCUUCUGUUUCUUCUCAUAAGCGCUGUGCUAAGAUAAAGGAGCGUUGUGGUUACUAGUGAAUUCGUGUAUGGUACAGAUUUGAGUUGACAAAGAGGCUGCUGUAGGAUGUGAAUUAUUCGAAGCUUAUGGAUUGAGAUGCUCAGAGAGUUGAAAUGGAAGCAUGAAAAGCCUCUUCUGUUUGGGUACAGGGAAAGAUCUAUUGUAGUAGAAGUUUUUUACUCCAGGGCGUCUUAGAUCUACAGUUUCAAUAUUUAGAUGGCUCGUAUUUUUCCUGCUGUAAGGACACUUGAGCUGUUCAGAAUUUCAAAAAGAAGACAUGUUACUAUGUGGUAUUUAUGAAUGAAUGUUUUUAUCUGUAUCUCCCUGUAAGAUUUUGAUGGACAAAGAGGAGGUAAGUUACUGUAUCCAUUCCACUGGACAAACAAUACGUGGUUUAAGCUCAAGCUGUUCUUAAUGUGAUUAAGGGCUUUUGGACGAGUAAGAAUUUGAGGGCAUUAUAUACCGUUCUAACUAAUCUUGGUUUUUUUGGUGUUACAACCCUUGAUCCAAUAUCAUAAAACAUAGAGGGUUGGUCAGCCAACGUUGUGAUUUUGUACCUUGCCAGAUUAAACAAGUUCCUCUAAGCAUUUAUGGAUCAACUUGCUUCCCACAAUGCCCCCAUAUUACUGGAAAUGGGCUGUUUAAGAUGGCAU
Ilex paraguariensis (yerba mate) is the source of this 2864-nucleotide messenger RNA. NCBI's taxonomy places the organism in Eukaryota, Viridiplantae, Streptophyta, Magnoliopsida, Aquifoliales, Aquifoliaceae. The record is from the annotation of a GenBank genome assembly.